This is a messenger RNA of Galleria mellonella (greater wax moth), 601 nucleotides long. RefSeq names its product RNA polymerase II transcriptional coactivator (gene Ssb-c31a). Gene Ontology annotation, molecular function: transcription coactivator activity; DNA binding. NCBI's taxonomy places the organism in Eukaryota, Metazoa, Arthropoda, Insecta, Lepidoptera, Pyralidae. The transcript is spliced from 3 exons. Gene Ontology annotation, biological process: positive regulation of transcription initiation by RNA polymerase II. Bases 229 to 549 code for a protein of 106 amino acids. The record is from RefSeq and is a predicted model, not a curated record. Gene Ontology annotation, cellular component: nucleus; transcription regulator complex.
ACUAUAAUUCGUUACUUGGUGAUAACUUCACUUCGUUAUUUUUUUCUCUUUUAACAUGUUUGUAGUUUUUCAUUGAAAAUAUAUAAAUUUUAUGAAAAACUUCUAUUUAUAUAUUAUCACUAAGCUUCUUCUCAACGUUUUACUGUUUAAUUCAGUAUUUUGUCUCCUACGAAUAUAGUUUUGUUUACUUGCAAAUAAAGCACGAGAGGUACAGAAACAUUAAAAAUAAUGCCUAAAAAUAAGAAAAAGGAGGAAAGUUCUAGCAGUGAUAGCGAUGAUGGUCCAGUUGAUAGAAACCCUCCACCAGAGAAAAAAGCCAAAAUGGGUUCAAGAACAGACGACAAAGAACCUACUUGGGUUUUACAAGGAAAAAAGUUGGUGAAAGUCAGAGAAUUUAAAGGCAAAGUUUAUGUUGAUGUACGGGAAUUCUAUGAGAAGGGCGGUGAAUUGUUGCCAGGAAAGAAAGGCAUUAGUUUAACUCCUGAACAGUGGAGAAAACUAUUGUCCCUAGGUGAUGAAAUAAAUGAGACUAUUAGUACUAUGUGUUAAGGACAAAAUGUUUUGUAUUCCAUAUGGUAAUAUAUAAUUAUAUUAAAAUCUU